UAUCGCCAAGGCAUGAUUUCGACCAUCGUCACAACCUUUGUGCUUGUGGGAUGAGACAGAGCCUCUCCCAUUUCGAAGAUGGAACAGGAGGAGAUGGUUUCUGGCGAUGGCUGGAUUUCGGACGAUUCAAGUUUCUACGGCGAUGAGCAUGAACAGGAUCGGCUUGAGAUACGCUGCGAAGAGUUCCUGCCUGUCAAGUCAUGGUCCACACGCAAGACAGACCUAAAUGCUGUGGUCUUUGAACAUAGAGAUAUACCUCCACCUCCACUCAGCAAUCCCGGCGAAGGCCAAUCAGGAUGCUGGCAGCUGGGUGAGACGGUGGAAGGCUUUGCGAAACGCAUUCCUCCUGUCUCGACUUCCGCUUACGAUUAUGAGUGGAUUUGGGUGCAUAAUCCUUACCCACAGGUCCAAGACAAAUCCAAAGUUCCCGACAUCAACAAUUUCACCAUUCGUGGACGAGAGCUUCUCGCGCGUAGUCUCCAGACGCGCAAGGACAUUGAAUCGGACGUACAGAAGAAGAACAAGAGCCUGGUCACUCGGCGCUUGAAUGAAGAAAGCAGGCUCCUUCAACAGCGUAUCACCGAUUUGGCCACGGAGACCAAUGUGGUACUCGGCAAAUGGAUGUUGUUCCCCUCAGUUGAGGAUCUCACACGUAUCUGGCGACUUGUGAUUGAUGGCGUCAUUAGUAAUCGCUUGGGACCUUCUGCGAAGGUAGCUCCGGAUGAGGGUAAACCAGGAGAGCGACUGAUCUGCAUCUACACCAAAGAUUUCAAGGACAAAAACGAUGUUUUGCGCGUGUUAAGAGAGCUAGUCUCCAUUGGCGUGGUCAACCCCAAGCUCAAGCCAAUCUACUACAAGGCCGAUGCAUAUACCUAUCUGAACAUCUACAAAGCAUCAGCAGGUGACUACGGCCUCCAAGCCAGCACCUACUCGAGCCAGAAGCUGCUGGCGGAUGAAAAACUACAACAUGCUGCUUUGACUCCUCGAACGCAAUCGAGCCUUAAUCGAUUCACCAGAUCGUGACACGACGAUUGAUGGGCUUACGGGCAAGUUGCCUAUUGAUCGUACAUCUUGAGCAGAACCACAACAGUCCACAAAGAGGCAUUAACCGUGCCCGAUAUGUAUCGAUCUAUCUCCAAAAUUUACUCCCAGCUGUCUCUAUUGUACGGGGAUCGCGAAGCUACUUCAAUUUAUUGCAAC
Molecule: messenger RNA, 1200 nt
Organism: Paraphaeosphaeria sporulosa
Lineage: Eukaryota; Fungi; Ascomycota; Dothideomycetes; Pleosporales; Didymosphaeriaceae
Product: DUF1917-domain-containing protein
Exons: 4
Coding region: 79-1023 (314 amino acids)
Source: RefSeq, a predicted model, not a curated record